AUGGACGCUGUGCAACUACUGGGCUACGGUUACGUUAUCCCAUGGUCGAUCUCGGCUUAUCCACCGAUAUAUAAUAAUUGGCGACGCAACUCUGCUGCCGCUACAUCUCUAGAUUUUGUAAUGCUGAAUAUAGUUGGAUACUUCUACCUGCUUACUUCCUUAUGGCUACAGCUAUAUAAGUGGCAGAUUGAGUCAAAAGCAGUGGGAGAAUUACCAAGACCAAAAGUCACAUCUUUUGACUUUUGGUACUGUCUGCAUGGUUUCGCCAUGAACUUGGUAGUGUUGAGUCAAAUACUUAUGGGGAUCACGCUGUGGAAAUUUAACCAAACCGGGAGCACUCGAAUGAAACCGAUAUACGCUAAAAUUUUGACCACCAGUGUUGCUGUUUGCCUGCUUUCUGCCAUACAGCUCCUGUGGCAACAAACGCAGCACGGCUGGCAGAACUUGGAUACCCUGGCGUUCUGUAACAAGCUAUAUUUGCUUAAGAUCAGCAUGUCUGUUCUAAAAUAUGUACCGCAGAUCAGACACAACUUCGAACGUAAAAGCAUGAAGGGUUUCCCCAUUCAAAGUGUCGGGUGCGAUGUCUUGGGCAGCGUAUGUUCGCUGUGCCAAUUGGUGAUCCAAAUUCAGAGAGAUGAACCAGUUCUCACGCUAGAAGUUGUGGGUGCUAAUUUUGGUAGAGUUGGUAUCGCUCUUGUGACAUUACUCUUUAAUCUCAUAUACAUAUCCCAAUGGCUUGUGUACAGAAAAUAG
This is a messenger RNA of Lachancea meyersii CBS 8951, 753 nucleotides long. NCBI's taxonomy places the organism in Eukaryota, Fungi, Ascomycota, Saccharomycetes, Saccharomycetales, Saccharomycetaceae. The record is from the annotation of a GenBank genome assembly.